UGAUCAGGACCGAUGACCCGCGGUCGAUACUGCAGCCACUGCGGAAGAGGAAAUCACAAGUGCAGGAAGUGACUUAACAGCAACAACCUGCGGCCGCCCGCGCUGAGUUCGCUGCCGCUUCUGCUCCUGUGCGGUAACCACGCAGCCGUACGUUGAGUGUGAGCUCAUCUGAUGCGCGGCAGAUCACGUGUCGAAGUGCGGGACGUUGAAAAGCUUCCUGCUGUGCAACAGGAAGCCCGCAGCGGAGUCACGACGGGUCAGGUCAUCACGUCAGUGCUGCACCGAGUGAAGGAGCGGCUCCGGUUUCUCUGGGACCACAUGUGAUUGUGUACUCGUUGACUUGAUUUUGUUGUUUGGUUUGUCUGAGAUGUGACAGACGGACAAACUGAAGAAUGAAGCAGUCUGAUGGUACGAAUGCAGUUUUUAAUGACACACAGCAGGUUCAUCGUCACAGCAAUACGUUCCAAGUCCUACUGAAACUCAAACUCUACGACUCCAGUUAAAAGCAUUAAGAGCACUUUCACAAUGACUUGUUUACAGAAUGGUAGCACCAGGAAGAGGAAGAAUAAAUAAUGAGAAGACGGGCUGAGGGCGCGUCUGUCCACAAGAAGACAACAUCUGCUGCAGAGACAUUUCAACAGAAAAGGACGUCUGAGUGGAACUUUAGUGUUUCCAAAAGUCACCUGGAAAAGCAGACGUGCAGCAGGUGUUGGUCACAGGGUUCGUUAACCAGUUGCUGACUGCUGAUUGGACGGACAGCAGGUUACAAAGGGUUGUAGUGGGUAUGAAACUGUACACAACACUGAGGCCGUCAGUUUGACCUCCACCUGAUACACAAACAUCCUCACUGUCAGGUUAUUCACCGCCUGUAACCACGGACACGCCGCCAUGUUGGGUGGCAGCCAAUCACAUCGACUGGGAUCGAUGUGUCGUGUCUCACUGGCCCAGCGUUACAGUGUGGUGCUGUGAGCCGCUGUUUUAUGUCCAAGUGGACACAAACUGAGGACAAAAACGAAGGGACCCAAGAUUGAACCCUGUGGGAUGCCACGUCCGAUACCAACUUCGUGCUGGGGAACGCUCAGAUCGUGGACUGGCCGGUCGUCUACAGCAACGAUGGCUUCUGCAAGCUGUCUGGAUACCACCGAGCCGAGGUCAUGCAGAAGAGCAGCACCUGCAGCUUCAUGUAUGGAGAGCUGACGGACAAGGAGAUGACCGAGAAAGUCCGACAGACCUUCGAGAACUACGAGAUGAACUCCUUUGAGAUUCUGAUGUACAAGAAAAACCGGAUGCCCGUUUGGUUUUUCGUGAAGAUCGCUCCAAUCAGGAACGAGCAGGACAAGGUCGUCCUGUUUCUCUGCACCUUCAGUGACAUCACCGCCUUCAAGCAACCAAUCGAGGAUGAGUCUUCAAAAGGUUGGGGUAAGUUUGCCCGUCUGACUCGUGCGCUAACCAGCAGUCGAGGUGUCCUUCAGCAGCUCGCUCCAGCUGUCCACAAAGGAGAGAACGUCCACAAACACUCACGGCUGGCCGAGGUUCUUCAGCUGGGCUCGGAUAUCUUGCCUCAGUACAAGCAGGAGACCCCGAAGACGCCACCACACAUCAUCCUGCACUACUGCCUCUUCAAGACCACGUGGGACUGGGUCAUCCUCAUCCUCACCUUCUACACCGCCAUCAUGGUGCCCUACAAUGUCUCCUUCAAGACCAAGCAGAACAACGUCACCUGGCUGGUGGUGGACAGCAUCGUGGACGUCAUCUUCCUCGUCGACAUCGUCCUCAACUUCCACACCACCUUCGUGGGCCCGGCAGGAGAGGUCAUCUCCGACCCAAAACUCAUCCGCAUGAACUACGUCAAGACCUGGUUUGUCAUCGACCUGCUGUCCUGCCUGCCCUACGAUGUCAUCAACGCCUUCGAGAACGUCGAUGAGGGGAUCAGCAGUCUCUUCAGCUCUCUCAAAGUGGUCCGUCUGCUGCGUUUGGGUCGGGUUGCCAGAAAGCUGGACCACUACAUCGAGUACGGCGCUGCUGUGCUGGUUCUGCUGGUGUGUGUGUUCGGCCUGGCGGCCCAUUGGCUGGCCUGCAUCUGGUACAGCAUCGGAGACUACGAAGUGAUCGACGAGGACACCAACAGAGUGAGGGAGGACAGCUGGCUGUUCCUGCUGGGGGAGACGGUGGGGACGCCUUACAGAUUCAACGUCUCGGGUUCGGGCCGCUGGGAGGGGGGCCCCAGUAAGGACUCGGUUUACAUCACCUCGCUGUACUUCACCAUGACCAGCCUGACCAGCAUCGGCUUCGGAAACAUUGCACCCAACACAGACGGAGAGAAGAUCUUUGCUGUGGCCAUGAUGAUGAUCGGAUCGCUGCUGUACGCCACCAUCUUCGGUAACGUCACCACCAUCUUCCAGCAGAUGUACGCCAACACCAACCGCUACCACGAGAUGCUCAACAGCGUCCGAGACUUCCUCAAGCUCUACCAGGUUCCCAAAGGCCUGAGCGAGCGAGUGAUGGACUACAUCGUGUCCACCUGGUCCAUGUCCAGAGGCAUCGACACUGACAAGGUGCUGCAGAUUUGUCCGAAGGACAUGCGAGCAGACAUCUGCGUCCACCUCAACAGGAAGGUGUUUAAAGAGCACCCGGCGUUUCGGUUGGCCAGUGACGGCUGCCUGCGGGCCCUCGCCAUGGAGUUCCAGACCGUCCACAGUGCGCCAGGCGACCUCAUCUUCCACGCCGGAGAGAGCGUGGACAGUCUUUGUUUCGUGGUGUCGGGGUCACUGGAGGUCAUCCAGGACGACGAGGUGGUGGCCAUCUUAGGUAAAGGUGACGUGUUUGGUGACGUGUUCUGGAAGGAGAUGACUCUGGCGCAGUCCUGCGCUAACGUGCGAGCGUUGACCUACUGCGACCUCCACAUCAUCAAGCGAGACGCGCUGCAGAAAGUCCUGGAGUUUUACUCCGCCUUCGCUAACCACUUCGCCAGAAACCUGGUGCUGACCUACAACCUGAGGAAGAGGAUCAUCUUCAGGAAGAUCAGUGAUGUGAAACGUGAGGAGGAGGAGAUGUUGAAGAGGAGGAACGAAGCUCCUCUGAACCUCCCCCCAGAUCAUCCAGUCCGAAGACUCUUCCAGCGUUUCCGGCAGCAGAGGGAGGCGCGGCUCGCCACCGAGCGGGCCAAUCAGAGUGCUGGAGAUGUGGAGAAAGGUGUUGUUGCCCUGGAACCACCCAGAGGUCCAGAGGUGCUGGCCUCCACCAGUAUAGUCAUGGUAACUGAGAGCCCAGCCACACCCACCACCUCGUCAACAUCCACCGCUUCAUCUUCGUCCAGGAGCUCUAGCCGAGUCACGCUCCACGCUCCUGCCACCCAAAACGGAAACCUGAUCGGCUGCAAAUCCGCAGAGCCCGCCAAAGCUAAAGGCUGGGGGCGAUUCAAGGAGUCGGUUGUGAAGGCUGAGUCGUGGAGCAGUGUCUCUAAGGCCGAGUCCAUGGAGACGCUACCCGAUAGAACUAAGUCACACGACGAGAUGUCCCUCAAGAAAACUGACUCCUGUGACAGCGGCAUCACAAAGAGUGACCUCCGUUUGGACAACGUUGGCGGGGUCAGAACGCCGCAGGAGCAAAGUCCAGUCCAGUCUGAUGAGAAGAGGGUCUUCUGUCCGAUACCAGAGCAGAGCAUGCAAGCCUCCUUCAUCGAGCUGAAGCAAGAGUUAAAAGGAGACAUCAGGUCUCUGAACAGUCGCAUGGCAGCGUUGGAGGCUCAGCUGGCUGAGAUGCUGCAACUUCUCAAAUCCAGGAAGUCGUCAGGCUCCUUCUUCGAGGUCUCACGGCCUCCUUCCCCUGACUCCGACAAGGACAGCUUCUCCUAAACGUGACAUGGAGUCAUGUGGAACUGAACUCAACCCGUUCAGCGUCUGACUGCAGUGGUGGUCGGUGAUGAUGAUGACAUCACAGACAUGACAAAAAGCACUUUGUUACAUGCAUAGCAUGACUCUGCAAGAUUUUCCAAACUGUAAUGAAAUCAAAGUGGACUGAGGAUGAGUCUCAUUUUCACCUGAGCGUACAGAAAGAGUCAUGACUGUCACAAUGGCACCUUUGGACUUCAGGAAGGUUUUGCGCCUUCUGACGUUCACGUUAUCGGCAAUAAUGAGGGAUAGAUUUAACACUGUUGUUUUAAAUAGGGCUUAGGCUCUGUGAGGAAGGAAGUGGUGUUCUAAGGGUUAAUUCAGUGGCUUUGCUUUGGCGUAAUGAGGUCUGCUCCACAAAGGGUCUGCUUUCAUAUUGUGGAAGUAUUCCCAAAAACUGACAAAAAGACGACGGUCGCCUGAUGCCACUAGUUCCACAUGUUGUAAGUUGGUUUUUCUGUUGUUUGAGAAUUGAUGCGCUGUGAUUGGUUGUGAGUCUGAGCAGCAGGCUUAGUGUGAAGGACCUGAUGCAGCACAGUGAAAACGAGGCACCACAUGUGUCUGAUGCUGAUGCUUAAGUCCUGCACUGAGCUGGAUAUUGACUGGUUGGUCUCGAUUUGUAGUUUUUGUGUAUGCAUGUUUCCAAUGGAGCCUAAUUGUAAGACCUGCGGUUGCCUGCACCUUUAAUUCAGGUGUUUGGAAGAGGUGGUUCAUUCAAACUAAGACUGUAUAACAUUUGAGCAAACGCUUGUCAUGUGACAGACCACAGUUUGAGCUAAAACCUGACGGUUAAAAGCAGCCAUGUUGAGAAACUGGACCAUGGAACAGCUCAGACUGCAGACACGUGCAGAAUUUCUGACCUUCCGGAAGUCGUCCAGCAGAUAGAUCAUUGAUCGAUCGGGAAAUUAAGUCGACGUAGACGUUUUUACCUAAAUCAGUCGCUCAGAAACUCAGAACUAGACCACCACAUUUUCAUAUCAGACAGUCUUAUGCAUAGUGAUUUGUAGUUUUGCAUUUGCAACCAAAACCAGUUCAUUUGUUUCUGCUUACCCUGAAUUUAACAGAGUAAAAGGAAACAGUUUGAGCAUCGAGACUGCGUUGGUUUGAAAAGACAGAGAACAUCUUUUCAACAGUAACAACUGCAGCACCUGUAGUGAUACUGAUACCUGUAGUGAAACUGAACUGCCAACUCCGUCAAACACGCUUGACUUCACCACAUCACGGACUGCAGCCAAUCACACGUUGCAUUAUAUUGAAGAAUGGGGUACGUGGGUUGCAAAAGGAGGAGUUUUGAUACGACUUGGUACUGUGUUAUUUUGGUCAGUACCUUCAAGGUGUCAAGUUCACGAUAGCCAGCUGUAGCAGACUGUGCUCAGUAUUUACCCCAGUAUUUACCCCACUUUGACUGUCACUGCUGUGUCUCACACUGAGCUUGGAAAAACGAUCGAUGUAACCUGGACAAACGUUACUUGGUUUUGGCAACCCGCC
This is a messenger RNA of Scatophagus argus, 5378 nucleotides long. It is a transcript of the gene kcnh1b, whose product is annotated as potassium voltage-gated channel, subfamily H (eag-related), member 1b. The transcript is spliced from 12 exons. Gene Ontology annotation, molecular function: delayed rectifier potassium channel activity. NCBI's taxonomy places the organism in Eukaryota, Metazoa, Chordata, Actinopteri, Scatophagidae. Gene Ontology annotation, cellular component: membrane. Gene Ontology annotation, biological process: regulation of membrane potential; potassium ion transmembrane transport. Bases 1155 to 3854 code for a protein of 899 amino acids. The record is from RefSeq and is a predicted model, not a curated record.